GUUUCUGCAUGUACCACAGCAUACAGGGUGCAGCCCAGCUUGCCGCCCGCCCAGCAUGUCUACAACCAAACACCUUUCUGCAUCACUGUCCAUACAGGACAAGCCAUAACAGCAAGCACAUUAAAAAAAAGGAUGACGGCGCUUAUGGACAUGAUCACUACGCGCUCCCGCUGCCGAUGACUAGUAAGGCCUGGUCGCCUUUUCCCUUUGUAUAUCACUGCAUCGCUUCUUCUCAUCAUCCAUUCUCGUUUCUCCUCCUCCCUAGGUUUGGUUGCUGGUCUCCAUUAUCGUUGCAGAUAGUGCUGGUAGCUCAGAAGUUGUCCAAGGCAAGAAGACUAGCAAAAGAAAGCUCUUCCAUUCAAGCAUUAUCUCGCUUUCCUUAAUUAUUCCCACAGUUGCAACACGGCCUUUGCGCUGAAGAGUUUGCCAGACGGGCUGUCUACCUGGCCGUUCUUUGCUUUCCAAUCUUGGAUUAAUCGCUUUCAUCCCCAAAGUAAGUAGGCUUGUUUUCAAUUCUCAUUCCUACGACUUCGACAUGGAGCAUACCCUGCUUGCGGUACCAACUAUCUGUCCAAGUUGCAAUCAUCCCUAAGUGAAGUUUUUGGUCAGGUACAUAGAGUUUUAUUGCAGUCCCAGAUUGUCACAGUUUUGACAGUGAAGGACCGUACUACCUUAAAACAGCUUCGUUCUGUCGAGAGCCGUUGGUAUUGGUGGCUAGGAGCUGGAUCUCUUGACCACUUCAGUCUCCGGUUCUCCAGUUAAAUCAUACCUCAACUCGGCGUGUGCACAUAUCCAGGAUGACAGUUACUUCGCAGCCUGCGCCAGCAGCUGAAGCGUGCAGCUCUUCUGAAUCUACUGCGGCGCCCUUGAAAAGUCCUCGAACUGCCCGGUUUGCUGAGGCUACAACGAUUAUCUCUCCAAUUGAACCCUUUGAUCCAGAAAAGUCUUCAUUUGCGAAAUCUUCUGAACAGUCCCAGGGAAAGCAUAAUGUUUCGGACGUGGGCUUUGGAUACGUGAACGUGCGGGAACUUGGACAGGGCACAUCGCAAGUUCACCUUCCAGCCACCCCUCUAAAAUGUGCCUUGAAAACUCCAAAUUCGGUUGCACGGAACUUUAAUAUACUGAGUCCAACCUUCAAAGAAGAGUAUAUCUUGGACAAACAGGAAAAGACCACGGAAAAAAGCAAUGAGAAGGAUCUGAAAAUCAAAACCCGCGUUCGAGCGGCCAAGGCUGUCCUCCGCUUCGUAAAUUUUGGCUGCAGUCUCAUCGUCCUUUCCAUCCUGGCCACAACUCUGACUGUGUUUAAUGCGACAAAGACACUCCCUCCUCGCAACAACUUACCUCCAUGGGCCAUUGGAACGAACCCAUGGCCCCAAUACCUGCUCAUAGCUUUAGCUUCCGUCUCACUGUUCGCAUGCUUGAUUGUGUUCUGGGGUUAUUACAAAGGUGGCCACAAACGCGCGCAAAAGCUUGCAGUCUAUUAUUCAGUCUUUUCAGUCGCCUUUUUUGUCUUCUCCCUCAUCAUGUGGGUUGUGGGAGCGGCAGUUUUCCAGAACGCAAAGGCCUCUGGAAACGGCAAGGAUCUUUGGGGUUGGUCCUGCCAGCAAAACACGAGAGCACAGUUGUUCCAAAAUGAUGUCAACUAUAGCCUCAUCUGCCGCCUUAUGGAUUGGACCCUAGUUUGCUCGAUUAUCGAAAUCGUCAUCGAAGUCUUGGUCAUUCUUAUAUAUGCAGUAGUUUUCUACAGAUUUUGGUCCAAGCGGCGGCUGAGGAAGACAAUGGACCUGCGAGAUAAGGCCAGGUCUAACUUGUAUCUGGCUCAACUUCGUCUUCAAUCGGCACCGAAUACCUCAGGGUUUGCCAGUCCACGGUUUCCCAAGUCACCGUAUAACUGGCCGAUGCCAAAAUAUGAAGACAGCUUUUCAGCUGCAGAGAAGGGAGAAUAUUAUCCAACUCAGUACGCAACAGCCCAGCCCUCGACAAACCCGCUCCCAACGGUUCAGCUCCAGCCUCCGCCUGCUCGUGCGCCGAGUACGACGCCUAAACCAGCACAGGGGAUGUUCUCAACGCCGGCCCCAACUCAAAAGGAGAGAGUCAACGACCAUAUAGGUGCAGCGCCUGGCGAGCCAACUUAUGACGCUGUGCCCAUACCGGGUGCCUACUCGCGUCUCAACGCUGACAUUAGCUUACCCCCAGCUGCUCACCGAUGAAAUGCUCUGCUCUUUGCGAAUAUGAUUGAAUAUCAAUGGAUGGAUAUCAGUAUUAGAUUAAUCAAAACGAGUAUUUAGGGAAACUUUUUUCUUUCUCAUUUUUGAGGGCUGCCAUUACAUUAACUGUGUCUCUUGAACGCUGCCUAUGUUACGUAUCCUCGUUUUCUGUCUCGCUAUAAUGCCUAAGCUUCCGGUUAUGGUUGAGUAUAUUGUUAUUGUAACUUGCGCUGAUAUUUCGUUCUUCCUUUGUUACAUUUGUCUUGUUUGUUGGCUCCCCCCUCCCUUCUUUAUUCCUUUCUUUUCUUUUUUGCGUCAUCGGCUUGUAUUAAGACACUGGAAGAGAAGGAAUACGGAGUACAGGUUAUAUCCAGAUGUUAUCUAUUACCUCUCAAACAAGGAAAGGAAGGGUUUAAGAAGAGUAUGAAGGAUUUUUUAAGGCUGACCUCAUAUGCCCAGGAAUAUUGCAUUGUGAUGUUCAUCUGUUGAAUCGGACAUUGCUAUACUUGGGUCACUGAUUUCUCUCUAUGCUAAUUCUGAGCUAUCCUUGCCCGACCAUCUCAGAAGCGCCACCGGCAUUAUGAGUUGGCCUGUCAGUAUUCUGGAGCAGUCAAUUGUCUAGUCAAAGAUUGAAUUUAGUAAGGAGACACGCCACUCCCAUUGCUAACUAGCUCAUUUCCAAAUUGAAAGCCACCGUUCUGAA
This is a messenger RNA of Monascus purpureus, 2910 nucleotides long. The record is from the annotation of a GenBank genome assembly. NCBI's taxonomy places the organism in Eukaryota, Fungi, Ascomycota, Eurotiomycetes, Eurotiales, Aspergillaceae.